CCCCCCAAUAGCAAUUAUGCAUUGGCUAGAGGCGAUUUGCAGCAAGCUUAGAGUGCCAGCGAGCUGCAACUGCAACACAUAACCAAAAAAUCAUCAACCUCCUCAACUCGAAACUCAAGUCAAGUCCAAAACAACGCCUCUUGCCUCCAGGAGCAGCCCACCAGGAGUCGUCCCAGCUGGAGGAGCAGGAAUCCCCCCGCGGCGGAGGAGCAGCCAGUCUGGAAUGUUGGAACACCCCCAGCGGUUCGUGCGCAACAUCCCCGACUCCUCAGCCAACUCGCAUCCGCCACAGCUGCCGCAGCACCAGAAUCUGAAUCUCAAUCAGAAUCUAAAUCAGAACCAAAAUCAGAUCUAUCAGUACCGUCCCCAGGUGCCAGUGCCCGUUCCCGGCUCACCUGCCCACCACCAGCGACACUCGUCGCUCCCCCAGCAGCAACAGCAGAAUCUGCAGCAGCAACAACAGCAGACGCUGCACCACCACCGCACCCUGUCCACCGCCUCCUCCUGCAGCGCCCAGCACAAAAGUGUGACCUUCGGCCAGCCAGCGCUCGACUGCGGCGGCAACGGCAGCGGAAGCGCCAACGGAAGCGGUAGCGGCAACUCCUCCAGUGGCAGUGCCGCCGGCAACGCUGGAACCCAACCAAUGGCGGGCAACAUGAAGCACGGCAAAUCUCAGGAAGACGUCUGCUACGUGGUAGCCAAGUACGACUAUGCGGCGCAGGGUGCCCAGGAGCUGGAUCUGCGCAAGAACGAGCGCUAUCUGCUGCUGGACGACUCAAAGCACUGGUGGCGCGUCCAGAACAGCCGCAACCAGUCCGGCUACGUGCCCAGCAACUAUGUGAAGAAGGAGAAGCCCUCGCUCUUCGACAGCAUUAAGAAGAAAGUGAAAAAGGGCUCCGGUUCGAAGACGCUGCCCAAUUGCUCGCCCUCGCGACAGAUCGAGAGUCCAACCAUGUCGCGCCGACUGCCCCCCGAUCCCGCCGAGGCCAUCGGCACGGCUGUGGUCAAGUACAACUACCAGGCCCAGCAGCCCGACGAGCUGUCGCUGACCAAGGGCACGCGGAUACUCAUCCUGGAGAAGUCGAACGACGGCUGGUGGCGCGGACAGAGCGGCAACUCCGUCGGCUGGUUCCCCAGCAACUACACAACGGAGGAUUGUGAUAACGACGGCGAGAUCCACACCUACGCCAUGGCCGAGAAUGUGCUCGAUAUUGUGGUCGCUCUCUAUAGCUUCACGUCGAACAACGACCAGGAGCUGUCGUUCGAGAAGGGCGAUCGGUUGGAGAUCGUGGAUCGGCCCGCCUCCGAUCCGGACUGGUACAAAGCUCGCAACAACCAGGGCCAAGUCGGUUUAGUUCCACGCAAUUAUCUCCAAGAGUUGAACGACUACCUGGCCACGCCCUAUCGCAAUACGAGCGCCAGCAACGCCGGUAACGGAAACGGAGGCGGCAGCAAUGGCGGAGCAGGCGGCGGAGGUGGCGGCGGCGGUGGUGACUCCAUGGAGCGACGCAAUGAGGGCAACAAGCCGGCGGCGCAAUCCUCUGGCCAGCCAAUUGAACGGCCCAAUCUGGCGGGCAAGUCGUGGUACUAUGGAGCCAUCACCCGGAGCCAGUGCGACACGGUGCUCAAUGGCCAUGGGCACGAUGGCGAUUUCCUCAUCAGAGACAGUGAGACUAACAUGGGCGACUAUUCGGUUUCGUUGAAGGCCCCCGGGCGCAACAAGCACUUCCGCGUGCACGUGGAGCAGAACAUGUACUGCAUCGGGCAGCGGAAGUUCCACUCCCUGGACCAACUGGUCGAUCACUACCAAAGAGCGCCCAUCUACACGAACAAGCAGGGCGAGAAGCUGUAUCUGGUGCGGUCGCUGCCGAAGGCCAAUGGCACGUAAGCAGGAUAGAGGAUACAGAGCGGCGGAAUCUCAGCAGCGCAUCCAAUCCAUAUUACCCCCGUAUUCAACAAGCAACACACAUAUGCAACACAAAAGAUAUACCAAGGCUAACUUGUAGGCAGCUCAGCUCAGCGCAGAUCGACGUGUAGUUCAAUGUAGUUCGGUUUGAUUCCGUUCCGUUCGGAUAUUCAAUUAUGGACACUCAGUUUUUGGACUUAGAUCUGAUCAGACCAGCGUGUGUAUAUAGAUCGGUUGGUUCAACGCGACCCGUACUCAUAUAUUAGCCACGGACAAAGGACCUUUUUGUACUUUUAUAUAAUUGAAUUAACUAAAUUACCGCUUAAUUAUCGCAUUGGCUAUAUGUUAACGAGAAAUGAGAAACGAUAAACUAAAGAUAACUCAUUAUCGCAUUUGAUUCGAUUUGAGCAAUUCUAGAUGUCAACAUGCAAUUUACAUAUUUACAUACCAUACAUGUGCACAUAUUAUACUAUAUUCUAAAGCAAAGUUGUAGCAAACUUAUGUACACAGUGAAAAGAGGCCGCUUUUAAUCAGAACAGAACACUCGAACAUGUAAUAUGUAAUAUGAGAUAUGAUAUGAUGAUAUAAUAUGAUACGAUGUCUAUUAUCCACGCGUUAACCGUAAGCAUACUGUGUACGAUCAUAACCAAUCCGCAAAGAUAUCGAUUUCGUGUAUGUACAUACAUAGGUGAGACAUCCUGAUCCUGGAUCCAGGAUCCAGGACACUCAACCCACACAGCCAGAGUGAGGAAAACGCUCCUACAGUCAUUUUUGUUAUUUAUCCAUUAAACUAAAUUAUCGACUACGAUAUAACCACGCAAAACAAAUACAAUUGAUAUCUCCGGGCGGAGUCCUGCCCCCCGCAUAAUUAUAAACAUAAUCUAAUCGUUUGCUGGCGAGGACGAGGAGCAGAAAAGGAUAAAACGGGGCGGCGACUUAUACGCGUAUAAGCCAUACUGUACAGUUGAUGCAAUGCUAACCUAGGCACUCUUUCAUCUCUAGAUAUACGUGUGUACUCUUAUUUACGAUUACGAUAGUAGAACGCAGCGAUUCCAGCUUUAACUUUUGUUUUCGAUUAUUAUAAACUAUUAUUUGUUUUUCUACGUUUACUACUUAUUAUUACCAUUAUGAUUAUUAUUUUGUUUUUAUUUAGCUCUAGGAAAGUAAUUAGCGAAGGAACGAAACGAAAUGAAAUGAAAAGAAGAGAAGAGAAGCGAUAGGAAGGAGUGGCUGCCAGUUAAAUGACUUUCGACUUUUCUUUCAUACGCGAAUUUUUAAAUUAUAAAUCUAUAUUAUACGAGUACGUAACAUAAAACUUAAAUAAUUUAUAGUAAUUUAAACGAUUGCUAAACCAACUAGUACUAAAGACGAAGAGAACAAACUAGAAAUUAUACCGAAACGGAAAUGAAUAAAAAUACAUUCAAAUAAAACA
Drosophila takahashii is the source of this 3338-nucleotide messenger RNA. RefSeq names its product SH2/SH3 adaptor protein dock (gene dock). Gene Ontology annotation, molecular function: signaling adaptor activity; receptor tyrosine kinase binding. Lineage: Eukaryota; Metazoa; Arthropoda; Insecta; Diptera; Drosophilidae. The record is from RefSeq and is a predicted model, not a curated record. Gene Ontology annotation, biological process: signal transduction; cell migration.